Salvia splendens (bonfire salvia) is the source of this 916-nucleotide messenger RNA. Its product is annotated as TSET complex member tstD. The coding region runs from base 147 to 590 and encodes 147 amino acids. Lineage: Eukaryota; Viridiplantae; Streptophyta; Magnoliopsida; Lamiales; Lamiaceae. Gene Ontology annotation, cellular component: COPI vesicle coat. The record is from RefSeq and is a predicted model, not a curated record. Gene Ontology annotation, biological process: intra-Golgi vesicle-mediated transport; intracellular protein transport; retrograde vesicle-mediated transport, Golgi to endoplasmic reticulum. The transcript is spliced from 6 exons.
AAAUAAAAACCAUUCCUCAGCUUACUUGCUUGAAUCCGUAGCCUGGUUACAUACAAGCAAUCCACUUUGCUUCGGCGGGAUCCCCUUUCAUCUUGUCCCCCUCUGCUACUAGAUUCAUCUUCUCACGCACACAAUACGAGAAGAAAAUGUUGCUCGCAGUCCUGAUCGCUAAUUCGGAAGGCAAUAUUCUUGUCGAGCGUUUUAAUGGUGUUCCAGCAGAGGAGCGUUUGCAUUGGAGAUCUUUCUUAGUGAAACUGGGAGUGGAUAAUCUUAGAGGAGUCAAGAAUGAGGAGCUCCUUGUUGCUAAUCACAAGUCGGUGUAUAUUGUAUACACAGUGCUUGGUGAUGUCAGUAUAUUCGUUGUUGGGAAGGAUGAAUAUGACGAACUUGCCUUGUCAGAAGCUAUCUUUGUUAUAACCUCAGCCCUGAAGGAUGUAUGUGGAAAACCUCCAACUGAGCGCCUUUUCCUUGACAAAUAUGGUAAAAUAUGCUUGUGCCUGGAUGAGAUUGUCUGGAAGGGUCUGCUGGAGAACACGGAUAAAGACAGAAUCAAGAGACUUAUACGGUUGAAACCACCAACUGACUUCUAAUCCCCCGUGUGUACAAAGGAAAAGGGCCUGCCUUCUUGCUACAGUUGCUGCGUGGAUGCACACUCAUGGGUUUGUCUCGUAAUGCUCUCUACAGAUUGUUUAUUUGGCUAUCGGUCUGUAUUCGUGUGGUUGUAGCUGUUGUUGCAUAUUAGAUUUUGUGUCAUACCUUUAGAUUUUGUGGAAGCUUGCAAGUUUCUUCGAAGAAUCUCAUGUCAUUUCAAGUGUUAGGCCUUGAUUUUGAUUGUGUUGUCAUUGUUACAUUUAUCUUUUCGCAGUUACAUAUAUCUAUGAUUUAAGACCUGAAUGAUAUAUCACUUGAACAGUUA